This is a messenger RNA of Antrostomus carolinensis (chuck-will's-widow), 597 nucleotides long. Its product is annotated as interferon lambda-3-like. Gene Ontology annotation, molecular function: cytokine activity. Lineage: Eukaryota; Metazoa; Chordata; Aves; Caprimulgiformes; Caprimulgidae. The coding region runs from base 1 to 597 and encodes 198 amino acids. The record is from RefSeq and is a predicted model, not a curated record. Gene Ontology annotation, biological process: innate immune response; cell surface receptor signaling pathway via JAK-STAT; positive regulation of immune response. The transcript has 5 exons.
AUGCUGCACCUCGGCUUCACCCUGCUGCUGGUGCUGGUGCUGGGGGCCAGCCUCAGGGCCAGCCUUGGGGCCAGCCUCGGGGCCACCUUCUCCCAGGACACCCCGAAGAAGGACUGCAGCCUGUCCAAGUACCAGUUCCUCUUGCCUCAAGAGACGCGGGCCGUGCAGAAGAUGAAGGACGAGUUUGAGAAGAUCAUGCUGCUGUCGGACCGCCAAUGCAACACGAGGCUCUUCCAUCGGAAAUGGAAGACGAAAGAACUGUUGGUGCCUGACCGGAUGAAGCUGGUGGAAGCUGAGCUAGACUUCGCCAUCAACAUGCUGGAGCUCCUCACCGAACCCGAGCUCGGCGAGACGCGCGAGCAGCCCCUGCUCCUCCUCACCCAAGCCCGGGAGGACGUGCGAGACUGCGUGAGUGCCCCCCUCAAAGUCCCCUGCCCCAAGCACGUGUCCUCCAGGAAACUGAGGCACUGGCUGCAGAGGCUGGGGAUGGCCAAGGAAACAGAGACCACCGGCUGCCUGGAGGCCUCCGCCAUCCUGAACCUCUUCCAGGUGCUGAACAACCUGCAGUGCGCAGCCCUGCGGGAGCGAUGCACUUAG